UUGUUGUUAGCUGUUUUGUACAGUUUAAAAAGCCAAAUGUUUGCAACGUGUAGUGUUACUAGUACUAAUUCUACAAAAAAAAUUAUGGAAAAGCGUCAAAAAGCAUUAUUGGAGGCACUAUCUAAGAAUAAGGAAGAAACAACACGCUGGAAGAAUUAUCAAGACGACAAUGGCACAGCAGUUGAAAACCUAGAUCGAUUUAGUAAAAGUCUCACUGUAGAUGUUAUGGUACCAAUAGGGCGUAAGGCAUAUAUGCCAGGUCAGCUUAUCCAUACAAAUGAAGUGCUUGUAGGCCACUAUCAAAACUAUUUCUCCAAAUGUUCCGCACAUAAGGCAAAAGAAAUUUGUGAAUACCGGAUUAAAAUGGCACAGGAAAACUUGGAAAAAUUGCAAACUGAAUCAGAUUUAUGGAAAAAUAAAUUGGAUAAACCAUAUACCGAAGGAGUGUUUCCAAGCAAAGGAAAUUCUGAAAUAAUUGAAAAUUAUGAUGAGGAAAAAGAAAUGAUAUGGCGAGAACAACAUAAGGUACGCGUAAAGCAAGCUAAAGAGCGAGAAAAGGCAGAUAGACAAGCGAAUAGUUCAAAAGCUCCAAAUGCGAAUAAAAUAAAAGAUUCGUCCGACAUAAACGUUUUUGAAAUGCUUGAAGAAGCUGAACUAAUGGAGGAAUUGGAGAAUGAAUUGGAAAGAUUAGAAAUAGAUGAUAUCAGUAAUGACACGAUGAAGAAGUUAAUGAUCGGAGAAAUGAAGUUACCAACUGAAAAACCACGUGUAGCUCACUCGGCGAAAAUUCAAAAUCAAACCGAAACACAAGCAAAUUGCGAAAAAUCUGACAAUAAUGUUGAAAAAGAAGUUCAGCGGAUUGUAAAGAAGACCGAUUUAGAAAUGAAUAUAGUCCGAACAAAUAAUAAUCAUCGACCAAAUCCAGAGAUGAUCGAGUCAAACAACAUAAAUACCGAAGAUUUGGAUGUUGAUUUUGAAGAACUACCUCGUGAGGUACAAAUUAUCAAAGAGCAGGCAAAAUUUUUGCCUGUCUUAGAUCAGAUCGGUUUUUAUGAAUACCAAAUUAAAAUUAUGCGUCACAAACUUUUAACAUUACCACUGAAGACUCAAGCGGAUAUCGAUCAAAAGGUGAAUACUUUAAAUGUUUUAGAAAUAUUAGAAGAAUUACUUGAAAUGGCUGAGGAUAAUGCUGAAUAUCAAGCAGAGGAUCACAUUUCCAAAGAAGGAGAUUCAGAGCAAGAAGAAAAGUCAAUUACAGAAGUAGAAACUAAAGAAGAAAAACCAACCAAACGGCGAAUUUCGUUUGCCUUACAAAACGAGACAAUUGAGUUUCGCAAAAACGAGACUAUUUCGCAAAUGUUACCCAAAUCGGAACCGAAGGAAAAGGAAAUUAUUAAGCUUGAUACCUAUGAAUUAAAUCCUAAUAUUGCUAAAACUAUAGCUGAUACAAAAAUAGACGAUCGUAAAAAAAAUAUUAUUGAUAGAGUGGAACAAAACAUAAAGUUUAUAGCAGAAAAUCAGAGCACUCAAGAUUUUCAAUUGGUUGAUAAAAUAUUAGAACCCUCUUUAGUUGGUGUUCAUACCUUGCAUAUACAUUUUCAGCAUUCUGAUAACUUGCAAAAGGAAACAAUAUUAAAUAGUGAAAAUUCUGAAAUCACAGGUUUUCCUGAAACACCCGCCGGCAUAUAUCAAGCAUAUCUAAAAAAUAAAGAAAAACAAAGAGAGGAUAAAAACAAAUCUAAUACACAGCAGAUAAUUUUCGCAAACGCUUAUAACGGUGAGGAUAAAGUUAAAGUACCACUAUUAAAAGAAGCAGAUCGGUUCAAUUCAUACGAGGAUCAACGCAUGGAGUUCUGUAAACCUGCUACAGAUACCAAGUCAAUUUUAAGAAAUAAAUCUGCUGUUGAAAGAGAGCAACAUAAAUUGGAUCGUAAAAACAGAGCCAAAUGUAAUAAAAAAGAAUCGAAAAAAAAGACAGCAAUUCCAGUUGAUGAAGAGGAAUACAUGAGUGCUUAUUACAAGGUAAUGAACGAAGUUAUUGAAAAGCCUUUAACUGAACCAGAACCUCUUCCGGAAUGUAAGUACAUUGAUGCGCAUACUCCCAAAAAACGAAUAAGUCGCUUCAAACAAAAUCGCGGCGUAACGCAAAAAAUGUAAUAGAAAUAUCCCACGUAAAUAAAUAACAGUAAGUUAUACAAUCUA
Molecule: messenger RNA, 2202 nt
Organism: Bactrocera oleae (olive fruit fly)
Lineage: Eukaryota; Metazoa; Arthropoda; Insecta; Diptera; Tephritidae
Gene: uri
Product: unconventional prefoldin RPB5 interactor
Biological process (GO): negative regulation of transcription by RNA polymerase II; negative regulation of phosphatase activity
Molecular function (GO): phosphatase inhibitor activity; chromatin binding; transcription corepressor activity
Source: RefSeq, a predicted model, not a curated record